Messenger RNA from Sinocyclocheilus rhinocerous, 1949 nucleotides. RefSeq names its product endothelial cell adhesion molecule a (gene esama). Gene Ontology annotation, biological process: homophilic cell-cell adhesion. Gene Ontology annotation, cellular component: adherens junction; plasma membrane. Lineage: Eukaryota; Metazoa; Chordata; Actinopteri; Cypriniformes; Cyprinidae. Gene Ontology annotation, molecular function: cell-cell adhesion mediator activity. The record is from RefSeq and is a predicted model, not a curated record. The transcript is spliced from 6 exons. Bases 233 to 1588 code for a protein of 451 amino acids.
UCGUACCUUCUGCUAAGCCUAAAACAAGAUGCUCGGCGGUUGCGUCACCCAGUUUUUCUCCCUGCGGACUUUCAUCUGAAAUCAUAAGUGACAAGAGGAUUUUAGAAGCAGAUUCUCUUAAGAGUCUCUGUGUGGCGCAUAUUUGUUUCGAAGCAUCCCGGCCAAGCUGGCGGAUCAAACGGACAACCAGGACAGCUGGAUUCAGCUUGUUUACCUCCACUUGGGGGAGUGUAUGUCACUCCUGAAUGUUUCGGAGAUUUUAUUGGGGUUUCAAAUGAGUGCACCUGGACUUGUAGGCUGUCAGCUGGGUCGAAUGGAAAUAUUUCGUGUUUUUGAGGUUGUUAAUCGAUUUAUGCUUUCUCUCUUUAUCUUUCCAGGUGACCUGGCCCAACUUCAGCUGCCUCAGAAAAAUGUAGAAGUGAUCAAAGGGAAGAUGGUAGUGCUGCAGGCUUCUUACACUGGUGUGGAGAUUGAGAAAAAUACAGUGGUAUGGAACUACAUGUCCAGCAGCACAGAAAUGAUUAUCUCAUACGUCAGUGGAGGCUUAAGUCAUAGCACUUCCCAGUUUGCAGGUCGAGUUGGUUUUAUGCAUAGUAUGCCCAACACCAACCUGUCCCUGUACAUUAACAACACCAAAGCAUCAGACUCAGGGAAGUACAUGUGCCAGGUCAUUAUCCCGGGCGUCCCAGGACUCACCGGAGAGCUCACCCUUAAUGUUAAAGUCCCUCCUUCAGUGCCAGUUUGUCAAAUUAAAGGAAGGCCUGUUCUUAAAGGGAACAUCACUCUGGCUUGUAACUCUGAUGAUGGUAAACCUGCACCAGUAUACAAGUGGACCAAGACCAGCCCCACUUCAGAGGUCUUCUUCCCUCCCGCACAAAAUGAAACAGCAGGAACAUUAAAGCUGAACAAUCUUAGCAGUAAUAUGUCAGGGAAAUACAUGUGCACUGCAUCCAACUCUGCAGGAGUGGAGACGUGCUACAUCAACCUGGAGGUCAUCACAUCGACUAAUGCUGGGAUGAUCGCUGGUGUCACAGUUGGUUGUAUUGUGGCUCUCAUCCUCAUCAUUCUCUUCCUCGUCUUCAUGUGGACAAGACGGAAAGACACAGAGGAGGAUUUAGCCAAUGAAAUCAAAGAGGAUGCUCAGGCUCCCAAACGCGUCUCAUGGGCCAAGAGUGGCACUGGAUCUGACAUCAUCUCUAAAAACGGCACCCUGUCCUCCAUUCAUACCAGCUCUUACCCACGAGACACCCAGAACCACCACCAUUACCCUCACUCCGACACCGCGUCCAUCCUCACGGCCACGGGCAGCACAGCCGGCUACCGCUCGCAGCCUCCAGCAGACGCCACCCUGGAGCGCACAUUGCCAGGCUACAACACCAACCCCACCGCGCACCGUGGACCCUCGGGACCCCCCAGCACCAAUGGAGGCUCCCAGCACACCUCAGUGCCCCGGGGGCCAGCCUCCGCUCAGCCUCAGAUUCCACGUCCGCCCGUGCUGCCCACCACCGUAACUGCUGCCAACAUCUCCCGCAUGGGAGGGGUACCCAUUAUGGUGCCAGCGCAAAAUCAGGCUGGCUCUCUGGUGUAGGACCAAACAUUUCUGCUGAACCUCUGCAGAGGACAUCAUGUCUGCGGUCCCACAAACUGAAGCACAUUGGAAAGGAUGAAUUGGAACCGAUAAGCUUAUUGCCUCUGUAUGGAAACUGUAUGAUGUCAUUUUCUUUAUUUACGUUUUUUUAUUUUGUUUAAAUAUAAAAAAUGUAAGCAAAUAUAUGUAAAGAUGCUCAUUUUAUUGUUUUAUAGUUUUUUACUGUUCAAAGUAAUACAGAAAAUCCUCUAAUUUCUGUAAAGUGGAACUUGUUUAACUGUAAACAAAAAGACACUGACCAAAAAACAAAGAUGUUGGAAUAUUAGUGCUGACAAAUGAUUAAUCGCGAUUAAUCGCAUCC